AUGAGCCGACCCCCGACGACUGGGAAGAUGCCCGGCGCCCCCGAGGCCGUGUCGGGGGACGGCGCGGGCGCGAGCCGCCAGAGGAAGCUGGAGGCGCUGAUCCGAGACCCUCGCUCGCCCAUCAACGUGGAGAGCUUGCUGGAUGGCUUAAAUUCUUUGGUCCUUGAUUUGGAUUUUCCUGCUUUGAGGAAAAACAAAAAUAUAGAUAAUUUCUUAAAUAGAUAUGAGAAAAUUGUGAAAAAGAUUAGAGGUUUACAGAUGAAGGCAGAAGACUACGAUGUUGUAAAAGUUAUUGGAAGAGGUGCUUUUGGUGAAGUCCAGUUGGUUCGUCAUAAGGCAUCACAGAAAGUUUACGCUAUGAAGCUUCUUAGUAAGUUUGAAAUGAUAAAAAGAUCAGAUUCUGCUUUUUUCUGGGAGGAGAGAGAUAUUAUGGCCUUUGCCAACAGUCCCUGGGUGGUUCAGCUCUUUUGUGCCUUUCAAGAUGAUAAGUAUCUGUACAUGGUAAUGGAGUACAUGCCUGGUGGAGACCUUGUAAACCUUAUGAGUAACUAUGAUGUACCUGAAAAAUGGGCCAAAUUUUAUACUGCUGAAGUUGUUCUUGCUUUGGAUGCCAUACACUCCAUGGGUUUAAUUCACAGAGAUGUGAAGCCUGACAACAUGCUCUUGGAUAAACAUGGACAUCUAAAAUUAGCAGAUUUUGGCACAUGUAUGAAGAUGGAUGAAACAGGCAUGGUGCACUGUGAUACAGCAGUUGGAACACCUGAUUAUAUAUCACCUGAGGUCCUGAAAUCACAAGGGGGUGAUGGUUACUAUGGGCGAGAAUGUGAUUGGUGGUCCGUGGGUGUUUUCCUUUUUGAGAUGCUGGUGGGGGAUACUCCAUUUUAUGCAGAUUCACUUGUAGGAACAUACAGCAAAAUUAUGGAUCAUAAAAACUCACUGUGUUUCCCUGAAGAUGCAGAAAUUUCUAAACAUGCGAAGAAUCUCAUCUGUGCCUUCUUAACGGAUAGGGAGGUACGCCUUGGAAGAAAUGGGGUCGAAGAAAUCAAACAACAUCCUUUCUUUAAGAAUGAUCAGUGGAAUUGGGAUAACAUAAGAGAGACUGCAGCUCCUGUGGUACCUGAACUCAGCAGUGACAUAGACAGCAGCAAUUUUGAUGACAUUGAAGAUGAUAAAGGAGAUGUAGAAACCUUCCCAAUUCCUAAGGCUUUUGUGGGAAAUCAGCUACCUUUUAUAGGAUUUACCUACUACAGAGAAAAUUUGUUACUAAGUGACUCUCCGUCUUGUAAAGAAAAUGACUCAAUACAAUCAAGGAAGAAUGAAAUUCAGAAAAAACUGUACACAUUAGAAGAACACCUCAGCACUGAGAUACAAGCCAAAGAGGAACUAGAACAGAAGUGCAAAUCUGUUAAUACUCGCCUAGAGAAAGUGGCAAAGGAACUAGAAGAAGAGAUUACCUUAAGGAAAAAUGUGGAAUCAACAUUAAGACAAUUAGAAAGAGAAAAGGCACUUCUUCAGCACAAAAAUGCAGAAUAUCAGCGGAAAGCUGAUCAUGAAGCAGACAAGAAGCGAAAUUUGGAGAAUGAUGUUAACAGUUUAAAAGAUCAGCUUGAAGAUUUGAAAAAAAGAAAUCAGAACUCUCAGAUAUCCACUGAGAAAGUGAAUCAACUCCAGAGACAACUGGAUGAAACCAAUGCUUUGCUGCGAACAGAAUCUGAUACUGCAGCCCGGUUAAGGAAAACACAGGCAGAAAGUUCAAAACAGAUUCAGCAACUGGAAUCUAACAACAGAGAUCUACAAGACAAAAAUUGCCUCCUGGAGACUGCCAGGUUAAAACUUGAAAAGGAAUUUAUCAAUCUUCAGUCAGUUCUAGAAUCUGAGAGGAGGGACCGAACCCAUGGAUCAGAGAUUAUUAAUGAUUUACAAGGUAGAAUAUCUGGCCUAGAAGAAGAUGUAAAGAAUGGUAAAAUCUUAUUAGCAAAAGUAGAGCUGGAGAAGAGACAACUACAGGAGAGAUUUACUGAUUUGGAAAAGGAAAAGAACAACAUGGAAAUAGAUAUGACAUACCAACUAAAAGUUAUACAGCAAAGUUUAGAACAAGAAGAAACUGAACAUAAGGCUACAAAAGCACGGCUUGCAGAUAAAAACAAGAUUUAUGAAUCCAUUGAAGAAGCUAAAUCAGAAGCCAUGAAAGAAAUGGAGAAAAAGCUCUUGGAGGAAAGAACUUUAAAACAAAAAGUAGAGAACUUGUUGCUGGAGGCUGAGAAAAGAUGCUCUAUAUUAGACUGUGACCUCAAACAGUCACAGCAGAAAAUAAAUGAACUCCUCAAACAGAAAGAUGUGCUAAAUGAGGAUGUUAGAAACUUGACAUUAAAAAUAGAACAGGAAACUCAGAAGCGCUGCCUUACACAAAAUGACUUGAAAAUGCAAACACAGCAAGUUAACACACUAAAAAUGUCAGAAAAGCAGUUAAAGCAAGAGAAUAAUCAUCUCCUAGAAAUGAAAAUGAGCUUGGAAAAACAGAAUGCUGAACUUCGAAAAGAACGUCAAGAUGCAGAUGGACAAAUGAAAGAGCUCCAGGAUCAGCUUGAAGCAGAACAGUAUUUCUCAACCCUCUAUAAAACACAGGUUAGGGAACUUAAGGAAGAAUGUGAAGAAAAGACCAAACUUUGUAAAGAAUUACAGCAGAAGAAACAGGAAUUACAGGAUGAAAGGGAUUCCUUGGCUGCUCAACUGGAGAUUACCUUAACCAAAGCAGAUUCUGAGCAACUGGCUCGUUCAAUUGCUGAGGAGCAGUAUUCUGAUUUGGAAAAAGAGAAGAUCAUGAAAGAGCUGGAGAUCAAAGAGAUGAUGGCUCGGCACAAACAGGAACUCACUGAAAAAGAUGCUACUAUUGCGUCUCUUGAGGAAACUAAUAGGACACUAACUAGUGAUGUUGCCAAUCUUGCAAAUGAGAAAGAAGAAUUAAAUAACAAAUUGAAAGAAGCCCAAGAGCAACUAUCAAGGUUGAAAGAUGAAGAAAUAAGUGCAGCAGCUAUUAAAGCACAAUUUGAGAAGCAGCUGUUAACAGAGAGGACACUUAAAACUCAAGCUGUGAAUAAGUUGGCUGAGAUCAUGAAUCGAAAGGAACCUGUUAAGCGUGGUAAUGACACAGAUGUGCGGAGAAAAGAAAAGGAGAAUAGAAAGCUACAUAUGGAACUUAAAUCUGAACGCGAAAAACUGACCCAGCAGAUGAUCAAGUAUCAGAAAGAACUGAAUGAAAUGCAGGCUCAAAUAGCUGAAGAGAGUCAGAUUCGAAUUGAACUCCAGAUGACACUGGACAGUAAGGACAGUGACAUUGAGCAGCUGCGCUCCCAGCUCCAGGCCUUGCACAUUGGUUUGGAUAGUUCCAGUAUAGGCAGUGGACCAGGGGAUACUGAAGCUGAUGAUGGGUUUCCAGAAUCAAGACUAGAAGGAUGGCUUUCAUUGCCUGUGAGAAACAACACUAAGAAAUUUGGAUGGGUUAAAAAGUAUGUGAUUGUAAGCAGUAAGAAGAUCCUUUUCUAUGACAGUGAACAAGAUAAAGAACAAUCUAAUCCUUACAUGGUUUUAGAUAUAGACAAGUUAUUUCAUGUCCGACCAGUUACACAGACAGAUGUAUAUAGAGCAGAUGCUAAAGAAAUUCCAAGGAUAUUCCAGAUUCUGUAUGCCAAUGAAGGAGAAAGUAAGAAGGAACAAGAAUUUCCAGUGGAGCCAGUGGGAGAAAAAUCAAAUUAUAUUUGCCACAAGGGACAUGAAUUUAUUCCUACUCUCUAUCAUUUCCCAACCAACUGUGAGGCGUGUAUGAAGCCAUUGUGGCACAUGUUUAAACCCCCUCCUGCUUUAGAGUGCCGUCGCUGUCAUAUUAAAUGUCAUAAAGAUCACAUGGACAAAAAGGAGGAAAUCAUAGCACCUUGCAAAGUGUAUUAUGAUAUUUCAUCUGCAAAGAAUCUAUUGUUAUUAGCAAAUUCUACAGAAGAGCAGCAAAAGUGGGUGAGUCGGUUAGUGAAAAAGAUACCUAAAAAGCCUCCAGCUCCAGACCCUUUUGCACGGUCAUCUCCUAGAACGUCAAUGAAAAUACAACAAAACCAGUCUAUUCGACGGCCAAGUCGACAGCUUGCCCCAAACAAACCAAGAUUGCUUGAUUUGGCAUUUAAAGACUGGGAUUGGUCAUUUGAUGAUGUUGAUGGUGGUGAUGAUGAUGACGAUGUUUUUGAUUUCUGA
Messenger RNA from Rangifer tarandus platyrhynchus (Svalbard reindeer), 4239 nucleotides. The record is from the annotation of a GenBank genome assembly. Lineage: Eukaryota; Metazoa; Chordata; Mammalia; Artiodactyla; Cervidae.